Molecule: messenger RNA, 1931 nt
Organism: Oryza sativa Japonica Group (Japanese rice)
Lineage: Eukaryota; Viridiplantae; Streptophyta; Magnoliopsida; Poales; Poaceae
Source: RefSeq, a predicted model, not a curated record
UUCUGGACCUCAAGCUCACGACUCUCAAGUACUCCGAAUUAUCUCAUCCUUCUUCUCCCUCCUCCCGUCCGCGCCGCGACGAUGCGAGCGCAACCACGUUUGACUCAGCCGACGGCGACCGGCCGCGUAGUACGCGUGUCAUCGUCGAGCUCGAGCCCAUCCAUCCACGUGUUCCUCCUCCUUCCUCGCGGCGACGCCGACGACGGCUAUAAAUAACCCGCGCCCCCAUCCCGACCACCGCUCCUCCGCCUCCGCCUCUCAUAUUUUUCCCAUUUUUCACCUGCCUUAAUUCGCCCUCCUCCCAUAACCGUAGUAGUAAUCGUACUCCUCCAUUCUCGCCGGAAUCCAGAGCGAAGCUGUAGGAAAUUGUUGGGAGGAGGAGCAAUGCCUUACUGCGAGGUGGACAGGUACCAGAACGGCGACGAGUGGGACGGCGUCCGCCUCUUCUACCGCCGCUUCGGCCGCGGCGCCACCAAGGUGCUCCUCGUCAUCGGAUUGGCGGGGACGCACGACUCGUGGGGCCCGCAGAUCAAGGGGCUGACCGGGUCGCUGGAGCCGGCCGCCGACGACGAGGAGUCCGGCGACGCCGCGGCGGCGGAGGGGGACGACGGCGAUGGCAUCGAGGUCUGCUGCUUCGACAACCGCGGCGUCGGCCGGAGCUCCGUGCUCCCGCACAAAUCCUACUACUCGACGGUGAUCAUGGCGAGGGACGCUCUGGCCUUGAUGGACCAUCUGGGGUGGAAGAAAGCUCAUGUAUUCGGCCAUUCCAUGGGCGCGAUGAUAUCCUGCAAGCUGGCAGCCAUGGCGCCGCACAGGAUUUGCUCGUUGGCGUUGCUUAAUGUUACUGGAGGUGGCUUCCAGUGCUUCCCGAAGUUAGAUGGGCAGAUGCUCUCGCUUGCAUUCCGUUUCUUAAGGGCAAGAACUCCAGAAGAAAGAGCUCUGGUAGAUUUGGAAACCCAUUAUACAAAGGAAUAUCUUGAUGAGAAAGUUGGAUCAUGCACGAGGAGAACAAUCCUCUAUCAAGAAUAUGUGAAGGGCAUAUCAUCGACAGGGAUGCAGUCUAACUGUGGGUUUGAAGGUCAAGUUAAUGCAUGCUGGACUCACAAUAUGACAACUAAAGAACUAGAUACAAUUCGGUCUGCCGGUUUUCUAGUUUCAGUUAUUCAUGGGAGGUCUGACAUUAUUGCGCAAUUAUGUCAUGCGAGACGACUUGCAGAAAGGCUUAUUCCUGUUGCUAGAAUGGUCGAACUUCAUGGUGCGCAUCUAGUAAGCCAUGAAAGACCAGAGGAGGUCAACAAUGCACUAAUGGAAUUAAUAAAAGCCACAAAAUCUAUGAUGAAACCUGAGGAAUGGUCAUCCCAGCCAGAGAAUUCAUCAGAAACCGGGGCUCUUAUUUCUGCAAGACCUGUUUCCGUCACAAUACGAACAGAUGAUGGGGGAAAUGCCGCAAUAGCAGUCUAUAACUUACUUGCCAAGCUGCAACUAAGCUUUCUUUAUGUCAUAGGAGUGAUACUGAUGGGGUUUGAGCAUAUGAGGAACAUUGUAAAAGUAAUGAAGCCAGUAAGGGUCGCAGCAAUCGAAUCAUAAGAAACAAAACUCAUGUAAAUUACUCUCAGAGCCGUCGAGGAGACCUGGUAUUUUCAUGUCUCCUCAGUACUGUGGAGAUGAUGGUUUUAGAAUAGCAUCUCCGAAGACUUCCUGAGAAAACUUCUGCUCUAAGCAGAAUAAGUGAACAAUACGGAAGAAAAUUGAUGAGGUAUUUGGUGCGCGCCUUGGACAGAAGCGUCCCAGGGCAGAAAUGCACAAACUGAUGUACCCGUAUGAGUGUAAAUGUUGUUACCGUAUCACGGCCUUAUGCUGUCGCCAUUCUUUUGUAUCAGCAUGAAAUGUGAUUAUUCCCAUCAAUAAUAAACCUGGUUCCCUGCAUGAUA